GCAAACCUCUUUAUGUCUGAAAACCAGCUGGGCUCCCUGGGAGACACAACCGCCAUGGGAAACCGGCUCUGCUGUGGGGGAACCUGGAGCUGCCCAUCGACUUUCCAGAAGAAAAGCAAAACAGGGAGCCACCCAAGACCCACAUUGAGCAUCCUGAAGCAGCAACAGCUGUGGCAGAAUGGCACAAAGGACUAUGAGACAACAGCACCCACGUAUGAGCAAGUGUUGUACCCGCCUGCAUCUCAGAAGAAAACUUCAAACUCCACGUCGGAGGAGAGUGACUUGCAUUAUGCGGACAUUCAUGUGCUCAGGCAAAUUCGGCCACACUCUCUCCACACAGUGAAAUGCCUGCAUUCAGAAUCUGCUACAGAGUACGCCACCCUUCGCUUCCCCCAGGCCACACCUCAGUAUGACAGCAACAACGGAACCCUGGUGUGAGCCCUCGGGAAGACGUUCCGAUUUCUACGAUUUUACCAUCCUGUGGGAAUAACCUACUGUUCUCGAGAACAAGGACAAUGGCCAUGUUUUAAUCUUAAAGGACACCAGAGCAUCUGGAAUUAUGGGUCUCCCUACUCUUUCCACUAUGAAUCUUUUGGUUUGCCACUGUUGUGGUAAGGUUAACUAUGGGUGGACUGAGUUCCAAAAAAAUAUUUAUGUGAAAAAAAAAGGUUGACCUUUGACCCCUAACAUUAUUUGCAUUCUCAAAUGCAGCAAGAACCCUCUAUGCACUUUGGCUGUUUCUGAUAGGAGUUAUUUAAUGAUAUUUGAUUUUCUUAGGGCUUUUUGUCGUUAUUUGGUUAUGUCUUGGUUGUUUUGUUUUUUGAGGAACAGGAUCUCAUGUAGCCCAGGCUGGCCUGGAACUUGCUACAUAGCUGAAGAUGGCCUUGAAAUUAUGAUCUAUCCCAGCCUCUUACUACCAGUGCUGGGGUUACAGAUGUGACCACUGUGCUAGAUAAUUAUAUUCCGUUUUUACACCUAUACCCCAAAACCGAAGAGAAACGCUCUUCGGAAAUUUUCUGAGCCUUUGCACACAGCCUCGGAGCUACUGUGGACAACCAACCUAAUAGCUAGGUCAAAGGCUCCAGACCUUAUCACAGAGAUGGGACUCCAACUGUUGAGCCUCAAAGACUUCAAUUUGUCGACAUUAACAGCCACGAGACCACAUCCUGGAGAAAGUCUCCUGGCAGGACUGUUAGCUCUCGUCUGAAGAACCUUUCGAAUCAAUUAAUAAAUAGUAUGUAGAACAGG
This is a messenger RNA of Mus musculus (house mouse), 1248 nucleotides long. RefSeq names its product RIKEN cDNA 2310030G06 gene. The record is from RefSeq and is marked validated. The transcript has 4 exons. Bases 55 to 438 code for a protein of 127 amino acids. Gene Ontology annotation, cellular component: cell junction. Lineage: Eukaryota; Metazoa; Chordata; Mammalia; Rodentia; Muridae.